Argiope bruennichi is the source of this 3491-nucleotide messenger RNA. Its product is annotated as transforming growth factor-beta-induced protein ig-h3-like. Lineage: Eukaryota; Metazoa; Arthropoda; Arachnida; Araneae; Araneidae. The coding region runs from base 142 to 2115 and encodes 657 amino acids. Gene Ontology annotation, molecular function: cell adhesion molecule binding. Gene Ontology annotation, cellular component: extracellular matrix. The record is from RefSeq and is a predicted model, not a curated record. Gene Ontology annotation, biological process: cell adhesion; extracellular matrix organization. The transcript is spliced from 12 exons.
CUCCGUUGACUCCUGCGGUGAGAACUUCCAAGAGAGGCGCUGAUCCGAAGAAGUGCUCCUGCAUCCCCAUCAAAAACGUCCGAUUUGAGAAAAAACGAGGCGCAGGCAGGUUUCGUUGGAAUUAUUAAAUUCGGCUAUUGUAUGAAAAUGUUUUCGAACAUGUGGAAGCGGUGUACUUUAGUUUUAGCUUUUUGUAUGAUGAUCCUGGAGUCAGGUGAUUUCAAAAGAAUUCCUAACUGGCAUUUGAAAUUAGCCCAAAGUCAAGGGCCGAACACAUGCGCCGUGGAAGAAGUGCCGGGUACCAACCAGAAGUACUGGACGGAAUGCAAGUACUGGAUGAAUAGAGAGAUUUGCGGAGUUAAAACUGUCCUUCGAUACGAAUGCUGCGAAGGAUUCCAUCAAGUUGGGAGAAAUGGUGGCUGCAUGGGCGUGAAGCCUAUGACGGACGUAGUUAGGACAGCUCGGGAUUUGGGAGCCACAGUUUUCGUAGACUACCUCAACGAAGCUGGUUUGACGGAGCGGCUGAGAAGACCCGGGGAAGUCAUCACCCUCUUCGCACCCACCAACGAAGCUUUCGAGCAAUUGAGCCCUGCCGACCAGGAAUCCUUGAGGGUGAGCUUAUUGGAGAGGGAGUCCCCAUUCCUCCUGAACCACGUGGUCAGCGGCAGGAAGUUACAUUCCAAAGACUUUCGAGGGGAGCAGGAGGUCGAGACACUGAAUAAUGGGGCAAAGCUGCGCAUCAACAAGUACAACCACGGGAUGACUUCCGUGAACUGUGCCCCCAUGGUGCGCCGUGACCAGCAGGCUACAAACGGCAUCGUCCACCUGAUCGACAAAGUUCUGGUACCUGCACCUGCCAAUGGGGCCCCCACCCUUGCCGAAGCCCUCUUCACCGACAGCCGCUUCCGGGAGCUGUCUCAGAUGAUGCUUCGUUCCAAUUACGUGAACGAGUUGAGGGGAGGUGGUCCCUUUACCGUUUUCGCCCCGGACGAUGAAGCUUUCCAGAGUAUCAGUGCUGAAGAGAUGGAUCGAAUCACCGGUGAUCCAGAAGCUAGGCUGGCCGUCCUGAAACACCACAUCAUCCCCCACACGGUGUGUCUUCCGGCCGUCAUCGACACCCACAAGAUGAAGAGCGUGGACGGAGAGCGCUUGGAACUCUCCUGCAACCAAUCAGGGGUGUACGUGGAGGGGGCGAAAGUGGCUCGAGACCAGAUCAUAGCGCAGAAUGGCGUCAUCAGCGUCAUCUCCAAAGUACUGAUUCCUGACAGAGCACGCAGUGUGAUGUCCUUGUUGAUAGGUCGUCCACAGGUUUCUACAUUCAAUCGUCUGCUGAAGAAGUCCGGAGUAGAAUCGUAUCUCAACAAACCCAACAUCACUGUGACUGUAUUCGCUCCCUCCAAUUUCGCCUUCAACCAGAUGCCGGAGGAGGAAUUCUCUCUACUCGACGAAGACCAGAGGAAACUGGAGGAACUGAUGAAACAUCACGUGGUGGUGGGCCGAGUGAAGACAGAUACUGUAUCGGAUGAUCAGAAAGUGGAAUCUGUCGACGGACAAAACAGCCUCAGACUCAAAGUUUACAGGAAUGAGAUCGGAGUGGAAUCGGCCAUCGUGGAAGAGUCGGACAUCGAGGGCCAGAACGGCGUCAUCCACAUCGUCAAUAAGGUUCUCACACCCCCUAGUCACAGCAUCAUGGAAUUGCUCCAAAGCAAAGAGGAAUACAGCACCAUGGCGGACGCCAUCCACCACAUCCAGGAGUACGAGCCGAACUUCCUCAACUCCAUCACCAACCACUCGGUCACCAUCUUCGCCCCCACCAACAAGGCUUUCGAGGAGCUCGGCGAGGACAACCUGCAUGCCCUCAUGAAGAACAGGAGGAAGCUGAAAAGGAUGGUCCAAAACCACGUUGUGGACAACAUGUUCGCGACGGGCUCCAUCCACACGAAGCUACAGUACAACGUCAAGACGGAGUACCAGACGGUGAAGGUGCACAAAGAGAAGGACGGCCUCAUGGUGAACUCCGCGCACGUCAUCGAGCCCGACGUCGUCACGAAGGAAGGGAUCGUCCACUGCAUAGACCAGGUGCUGGUGCCCGAGAGGAGGAGGAGGAAGUCCUGAAGCAAUCGUACCUUCCGUUGAAGGAAGUGGACUCGCCCAGGAACGAUCCUAUCAUUGACAUUUGAUAAAAAGUUAAUGCUUAGAUGUGUCAUCCCUCGAAAUCGAAUCACAUUUUGAUCAUGUAAUAUAAAUUAAGGUACUGAAUCAUUAGUGGAUUUAUUAUACGUAAAAAGAAUAUAUAAUUACUUUCUAUGGUAAGUCUUGGAACUGUUAUAUAGCCACGGAUCCAAAAACUUCAUCUGACAUUUUGCCAAAAAAAUUUCAAUUUAUUUCGCAGGGAAGAAAAUAAAUGAAUGUGAAAUAAUUAUUUCAAGAUCGUCUGCUGCUCUGGAAUUAAAUUAUUACAUUUUCGUUAAUAAAAUUCCGUAAAAUAACUUUAGACAUAUCCUGGAUAAAAAAAAUAUUUUAUAACUUUUAACUUUUUCAGAAGAAAAAAAUUAAUAUUUCUUUUGAAUUUGUACUUUACUGGCACUAAGUAAUCUUUAGCAUCAAUAAUCAAAAUUUAGAAAUGCCAUUCUUACAAACUAUUGAAUAUUCUCAUUUAAUUCGUAUAAAUAUCGACAAUCUACAGUUAAUCUUUCACAGAAUGUUUAUUCAUAUAAUAAUUAUGAUUAAUAUAAUAAUAAUUAUUAUAUUAGUGUUCAUUAAUAUAAUAAUUAAUCUUGUUUAUUUGAAGGCAAAGUUUGAUUUUCUUUUAUUGCCACUAAUGUGAUAAAACUACACAAUUUUGAACACGUGCAAAUCAAUAUUGUAUAAAACUAAGUUAAAGGUUCUUUUAACACCUAUUUAUAAUAUAAUAUUUAAUCUGUUUAGCAUCCUGGCAAAGCGAAGAAUAUAUUUCUUUUGGCUUUUCAAUUUUUUUUUUUUUUUUUUUUUUUUGAACACAGCAGAGCAUACUUUCCAGAUUAUUAGGUAAAAUGCUUGUAAAGAAAACAUAAAUUAAUGGAUAAUUUACUAUAAUCUAACCAAUGUUAGUAAUUUAAUUUUAGAAUUGUUCCAAGGCAUAUCUAUAGAGUAUUUAUAUUAACAUCAUUCCAUACAAUAGUAAGAAACACGCAAAAGGCAAGUUGAGAUGUUUUAUUGAAUAAAAUAUUCACAGUCUUCUCAUUCGUGAUGCCAAACGGAUUCUACUUAAUAAGUAUUACUCGCCAUUUUCCGGACAAAGGACUUAGAAUCGCCAUUUCAUCGGAUGCGGACAAUGUUAUCAUAGUAAAGCCCUCUCUUGCAUUCUGCCGCAAUAUUGUCCGAAUUGUAAUUUCAUAGCUUAGUGUGUUUUAGCAUGUCUAAGCUUUUUAACAAAAAUCGGAGGAUUUGUAACACGAAAAAAAAAUGUAUUAUUGCAUUUCGUCUAUUAAUAAAGAUAAAUUUUAUUCGUC